GCCAUCUUCGUUUUCUCGUUACUUAUGGCCGUUGCGUCGCUCCGGCUACGUCCAUCAGAGCGGGCCCAGCUUCUCGCCUGAUAAUGCCGGAAAUCGGAAGGAAGUCGCCGGGAACAAUACCCUAGUUUGUGCGCUUGCCGGAAAGUCGGCAAUUGAGGCUUUCGGUUCUGCAAGGCUGUGCAAGCUCUGGUUCGGUCUUUGGAUUUCGGGGUUGAGAACUGUUUUAAGGAUGCGAUGAUCUUCUGGAUUUGAGGAGGUAUACGUUGCAGAGCUUGAGUAGUUGACCGUUUGGAGGUGGAAGGCUCGGAGGCAUGCUGGAGCGGACGUGCUUGGGAAAGUUAGAAGUGUUGUGGUGAAGGCCUGAAGCAUGCUAUGGUUUUUUUUGUAAUCCCUGUCUGAACGUUUGUUGACUUGUUACUUGCAAUUGGAUCGGUUGCUGUCCGUUAUUUUUUAUAAGAGAGAAACCUGAAGGUCAAAAGUUCACUUCUUGAGUUUGUUGAUGUAACUGGUUUUUAGUUCACAUUGGCGUUUGAAGAGCCGGCGCUCCUUUGGAUUGGUGAACGCUUAAUUAAUGUUCAGUUUUGAGAGAAGGAAUUUGCCUUCUUUCUGGUUCUAUUUUUUAACAUUGAUGUUUUGAAGGAUAUUAGUCUAGAAAAAGAAGGACGAAUUAGCUGAGCCUUAAUUGCUUGGAGUUGAAGUUUAAGGCAUACAUAAACGGGUGGUUGGUCUGGGCCUUUAGGAGCUGAGAAUAGCAGCGGUUGGAAGCUACAAAAAUCUUGUGGACCAUUCAUGCAACAUAUGGUUAGUGUGUCCGACUGAUGAAUUAUAAUGCAUAUCAGCUUGAUUGCAACAGAGGGCUUAUGUCGGAGGACGAGGCUAGGAGCCUGACUUUAUAGACGUGGAAUCCAUGAUGAGCUGCCUAUGUUUUAGACCUUCUGGGGUUGACGAGGCUCAGGUGACUCGUGGAGGAAGAGGAACAAGCAAACCGUCAUCCAGAAAAACCAGUGGGUCUGUCCUUGCCAAUGGCACCGUGCUCUCAGAGAAAGCAAUAGGCGGCUUUGGGCGGUCUGGUAGCGAUGAUAAUACAGAGAAGAGGGAGAGACAUAGUCGUUCUGGUCGGCUAAGGGGGGAUCACACUGUAACUACUACGAACCUUCAUCCACGGGUUAGAAGUAUGCCCAGGGGUGUGGAAGGGGAGCAGGUGGCUGCUGGUUGGCCUCCUUGGCUUGCAGGGGUUGCCGGAGAAGCGAUUAAGGGGUGGAUACCGCGCCGUGCUGAUUCUUUCGAGAAGCUAAACAAAAUUGGACAGGGAACGUACAGUAAUGUUUACAAAGCACGUGAUCUUGAUAGUGGGAAAAUUGUAGCUUUAAAAAAGGUUAGAUUUGAUAAUUUGGAGCCUGAAAGUGUGCGUUUCAUGGCAAGGGAAAUUCACAUCCUGCGGAGGCUAGACCAUCCAAAUGUAAUUAAAUUGGAAGGUUUAGUAACGUCGCGUAUAUCCUGUAGCUUGUACCUUGUGUUCGAGUAUAUGGAACAUGACCUUGCUGGUCUUGCAUCCAACCCUGGUAUAAUGUUCACUGAACCACAGAUCAAAUGCUUUAUGCAACAAUUGUUACGUGGUCUUGACCAUUGUCAUUGUCGUGGGAUUCUGCAUCGAGAUAUCAAAGGUUCAAAUCUUUUAAUUGACAACAAUGGCAUCUUGAAGAUAGCAGACUUUGGUCUGGCAACAUUUUUCUCUCCAGGUCAGAAACAGCCAUUGACAAGUCGUGUAGUGACUCUGUGGUAUCGACCUCCGGAGCUCCUGCUUGGAGCCACAGAUUAUGGUGUUUCAGUGGAUCUCUGGAGUACCGGUUGCAUUCUCGCAGAAUUGUUUGCACAUAAACCUAUCAUGCCUGGCCGAACAGAGGUGGAGCAGUUGCACAAAAUUUUCAAGCUUUGCGGUUCACCAACAGAAGAGUACUGGGAGAAACUAAAACUACCAAAUGUUACAACUUUCAAAACUCAACAACGUUACAGGCGAUGUGUUGCAGAGUCAUUUAAAGAAUUUCCUCCUUCAGCACUGGAACUUGUGGAUGUCCUUCUUGCUAUUGAACCUGGAGAUCGUGGAACUGCUGCUUCAGCCCUGAAAAGUGAGUUCUUUACAACAAAGCCAUAUGCUUGUGAUCCCUCGAGCUUGCCCAAGUAUCCACCUAGCAAAGAGAUGGAUGCCAAACGAAGAGAUGAAACUAGAAAGCAAAGGUCAGUAAGCAUCAGAGGGUAUGGAUAUGAUCCUACAAAAAAAGGACGAAGAGGAUCGAAAGCUAUGCCAGCUCCUGAAGCAAAUGCAGAGUUACCUAGUUCAUUGCAGAAAACAACGGUGCCGACGGGUACAAAAAGCACGAGUGAGAAGUUUCAUGUCAAUCAGGAAGAGACUCCUUCUGGAUUUCCAAUUGAUCCACCACAGAAACAUGUUUAUUACACUGGCGAAGCAAGCAUAGAAUCACGGGGGCGCCAUGGAUAUAAAGUUUCUCAUUCUGGUCCGCUGAUCCACCCUUCUGCAUGGGCAGAGAGGCAUACGAAUGAGGGCAGUACUUCAAAGGGUUCAUUAUCUCGUGAUUCAUCUUCAUUGUCAAGUUUUGUGGCUACUGGAAGAAGUGCCGUUCAUGAUAAUUACAGAGAUGCAGGCAAUGUGCAGGGUGCACCGAGUAGAGCGUCACAUUACACAGCAGAUCAAGCUCAAUUACAUUUUCCAGGGCGAAUGAGCACUCAUCAGAUGAAAGAUGCGAAAACAAGGCAGGAGCAAACUUUGGUUCAUUCCCGUGGGCAAAAGGGAAGCAAGAUUCUUUACUCUGGUCCUCUCAUUCAAUCUGAGAACAUUGAUCAGAUGCUCCAAGACCACGAGCGACACAUCCAGGAGGCUGUGCGCCAAUCACGUCUUGACAAGGCGAGAAAGAAAAGAGUCACGGCUGCUUACGACCAGGGAUGAUUGAGAUCCCCUCCGUGCGACGUCAUCAGCACUGUCAUCAGCCCACAGGACACAGGCAUGUAGCUUCUUGUACAGCUAAAUGUAGUGUUUGGCUAAGCGGGAGAAGUCGAAGAAAAUUGUGCAGCGUCAGCUUCUUUAAAUGGCGAUUCCCAUUGCCAGUUGCCAGAAGCUUGAGGAAAUCAGGUUUUACAAUGAGAGAGAGAGCACCACUGUAUCUUUAAUCUAAUGGCUAGUCGCAAGUUCGAGGUGUCAAUAGUGGAAGAAAUGCGCUUGGCAUUGUUGUGGUGUUGAAGGAGGGAUUUGGAGCUGAUUUCUGUUCUACCUUCCAACUGCUGAACAGGGAAUGCACCGGUUUCGACCAAUUUUACUUUCCUGAGGAGUUUCUGGGGCUGAUCGUCAUGAAAGAUCUUUUAAUUAAAUUAUGUGGAAGAAAGAACCAAUAAUAACACUUGCAUGUACCAUUAAGUAUAGAGACAGUGGAAGGUAAUCUUAUAAACUUGCACUGCCUCUUUAAAAAAAAAAUGUACUAUUAGUCUAUUUCCCUUGGGUAUGUUGGAUCUACUUGUUCCCUUUUAGAAGUGCAGAGCUGUCUAUGUUCAUCUUC
Molecule: messenger RNA, 3566 nt
Organism: Nymphaea colorata (pocket water lily)
Lineage: Eukaryota; Viridiplantae; Streptophyta; Magnoliopsida; Nymphaeales; Nymphaeaceae
Product: probable serine/threonine-protein kinase At1g54610
Exons: 10
Coding region: 908-2962 (684 amino acids)
Biological process (GO): protein phosphorylation; positive regulation of transcription elongation by RNA polymerase II
Cellular component (GO): nucleus; cyclin-dependent protein kinase holoenzyme complex
Molecular function (GO): cyclin-dependent protein serine/threonine kinase activity; ATP binding; RNA polymerase II CTD heptapeptide repeat kinase activity
Source: RefSeq, a predicted model, not a curated record